AUGAAUUAUAGUUUGGAAGGUUUCGAAAUAUACGAGAAUAGCCACGAACUACAUUCGGAUAUAGCGAUAUGCGUGAUCCCGGUGCUAUUGGCUAUUAUCCUGACUUCGGUGCUCAGCAACUUGUACAUACCUCAUGAACUGGUUGCGAUGUUGGUCGGUGGAGGAUUGGGAAUUAUUAUCACCUACAUGCCGUUACUCCAUAGGAUGGCUGAGCGAUUCUGGGCUCCUUACGACGUUCUGGUUGUGCUGCAGCCGAUUCUGAUGUUGAAGAUGUUGUACACUGUGGACACGUUCAUAUUCAUGAAAUCGCUCUCACAGAUAUUGCUGGUGUCCACCGUCGGCCUGUUCAUGUUCAUACUGAUCUUUGGCUUCUUCCUGAUGAUCCUAACACUGCACGAGGCGAGCCUAAUAAACGUGAUAAUCGCUGGAAGUAUUCUGGCGCCCAUCGAUAUUCCGGAUCUUAUUUUGGAACUGGAGAGGGUGAAGAAUCUAGAGGUCUUGAUGGACGGCGAGUCGACGUUCGGCACUGCGUUAUGUCUGAUGACGUUCGAUUUGUGCGUUGGUGGUUACGCAGGGAUCAUAACUAAAUGGUACCAGGUAGUUUGUUUCUAUUUGAGAUACAUAAUAGUGUCCACGGUGGUGGGUUACAUCCUCGGGAAGACUACUGCAGUACUGUUCAGGCUGCUCUACAAUGACUUUAUGAACGCCGUGGUUGCUCUGGUUGCGAGCAGCUACAUGGUUUAUUUCUUGUGUGAACACAUCUUUUACUGCAGCGGAACCAUAGGUUGCUUCAUAAACAUAUUCUGUUUGAGCCUGGAAAGGCCGAGCCUCUCGCUCGAUGUGGACGUGGAGAUACAGAGGUUCCUCAACAUUUGUUACUACAAUGCGGAAUUAUUCUCUACCGUAGUCCUCUCAGCUUGCGUGAUGGUUCGAUUGUUGGACUUCUUUAAAGACUUCCAGUUCCCAUUGGCCCUCGGCGUUUACAUAAUCGGCAGUGUCAUUCGAUUCUUAACAUUGCUUCUGCUCUCGCCAAUCCUGAGUCGCAUUGGGUACGGAUUGGAUUUUACCGGUUUAUUGGCAAUCUUUUGGGCAGCGAAGAAAGGUCCGCUGCAGAUAAUCACGACCAUCGCCCUGACCCAUCAUUCCAUCAUCGACGACGUUGGAUCGGAGAUACUGUGCUUCACUUUGGUCUACUUAGUGCUGCUCUACCUGAUAAACGGCACCACCUUGAAGUUCAUCCUGCAAAAAUUCGGACUGAUACUUUUCUCCGAAGCGAGGAAGAACAAUAUCAACAACUGCUUCAAAUUCAUAAAUGAGAGGCGACUCAGGUUAAUCAGCGCCUUGAAGAUGAACAGGUUUUAUUCGGAUUCCAAUUGGCCCUUGAUACACGAAGCCACAAAACUCUUCAAUCCGUUCAAAGUCGAGACCGUCCACGGGCUAGUAGAAGACACUGAUUUGUGGGGAUUUCGUACAACUUAUUGCCCGACGUGCGUGAAGAACGUUCCAGUCGACCCGACUAAAAAGGACUACUUGGAAAUGAUGAAUGAAGUGAGGAGAAGAGUUCUGAAAACGGAGCGUGUUUCUUACGUAAAGCAAUACGAAGUAGGCAUUUUGGAUCAACAUGAGUUGAGGGCUCUUUUAGAAUACGUUGAAAAAGCGGUUGAUUCUAAAGAACUAAUCAUCCAUCUAGAUGAUAUAAUGAGAUUAUUCAAAGAUACCCAAGUCAUUUUGAAGUUGAAAAAAUACCUGAUGUCAUUCAAGUUUCGAGAUUUGGGCACCGCUCCGCAGAACAGGAUUAAGCGGACGUUUUACACCAUUGCCAUCAGCAGAAACUACGAGUUCACGUUGUACGCCAUCAUACUUUUGAAUAUCGUUUCCGCAGUCGUCGAAAUGUUAUUACUAUACUACCAUAUUCCGGAUUUUGAUAUUAUGGUCAUCGUGAACACUAUCUUCUUUACCAUAUAUUUGGUGGAUUUUUUCAUCAAGAUUGUGGGGUACUCCAACUACAGCCUCUCGCAAGGUGUCAAACUCUUUUUCAGGUUGAUUUGGAAUCGUCUCGACUUUAUGAUGCUCAUCCUCGCAACGAUCGACAUCAUAAUAACCAAUUUGAUUUACUUGUCUAAUGCGAUUCGUUAUAAUUACGUGCUGGAAUCGUUUGCAAUUUUGAGGAUAUUCCGCAUCUUGAGGCUCUCAAAACUCGUCAGCGAAAAGUUCUACCUGAAAAUGCUGUCGCAUUGCGACAAUUUGAUAGAUAAUAGACUGACAUACGCGUUUACAAUUGGAAAAGCUUUGGUGAUUGGUUACGAGGAGGCGACUGAAUUGAUUCCGAAAAUCGUGAACAACUUCAAAAUCCAAGAGGGAAUUCGCAGUCAACUGGAGAACGAUAAGGUGACCGUAUCUAAGGAGCUGGGAAUCAUUGCCAAGGAGCGACCGUGGAUAGCUACAAAUGUGAAAACGAAACAGGCCAUCCUAGCAACUCUUGUCUUCAUGAGGAAUAACAUUUACCAAUUGAAAACCGACGUUUGGUAA
This is a messenger RNA of Nicrophorus vespilloides, 2529 nucleotides long. Its product is annotated as sodium/hydrogen exchanger 10-like. The record is from RefSeq and is a predicted model, not a curated record. The transcript is spliced from 6 exons. Gene Ontology annotation, molecular function: sodium:proton antiporter activity; monoatomic ion channel activity. Lineage: Eukaryota; Metazoa; Arthropoda; Insecta; Coleoptera; Silphidae. Gene Ontology annotation, biological process: proton transmembrane transport. Gene Ontology annotation, cellular component: membrane. Bases 1 to 2529 code for a protein of 842 amino acids.